This is a messenger RNA of Penicillium daleae, 1014 nucleotides long. RefSeq lists its product as uncharacterized. The transcript has 3 exons. NCBI's taxonomy places the organism in Eukaryota, Fungi, Ascomycota, Eurotiomycetes, Eurotiales, Aspergillaceae. Bases 1 to 1014 code for a protein of 337 amino acids. The record is from RefSeq and is a predicted model, not a curated record.
AUGCUCUCCAAGACAACACUCGUGUCGUUAACGGCCCUAGGGGCUGCUAGUCUUGCUCUCGCACAGACUAACAUCACCGCCAGCGUCUGCGCAGACCCCUCUGCCUUCACUACCUGCUCAACAAAAGUCCUAACGGAGAGUACGGGAUGCAUGGACAUAUGUGCCGGCAACAAGAUCUGUGUUCUUGGCUGCGGAUGUGCCAUGUACCAGGGCUAUAUGAACUGUGUGGCUGAAUCAUGCUGGAAUCAAGCAUACUCGUGCGAAUACGACGAAUUGGUAGCAGAGUACUUCAUCGAAUGUCCUGUUGCCACCCAACCGGUCCCGUUCUGGCCAGCGCCGGAUAAUGCUCCUAGCGGUUGUUCGUGCAAUCUUGGCAAGAUCGUGCAGUCGGUCAUUAAGGCGCAAAAGGAGUAUAACUCGUGUAUCACGAAUAGCAGCACAACCUCGCCUAUCGAGCUCGCGAAUAAGGACACCGCCUGUGGAUGUUGCGAGGUUAGCGCCGGGCUGUCUGCCAUGUACGAAACCUGCCCCGACACGAUCCCCUCCGACAUGGGCGCAGACCUCUGGUUCAAAACAGCAACUCUUUAUGGCACGGUGAUUGAUUGGGGCACCUGCGGGAGUGUCCUUGACAGUUACAAGUGCCAGAACCUAGGAUUUGCGCCUCCGUCGUCCAAAUCGAACACCUUUUACAAGCCAAACAAUCUACCCCCGAAUGGCACCCAGACGCUGUACAAUACUGGCGCCGUGACUGCACUGACCGCACCGCCUAGCGGGUCGGUGUUCUCCUGGUCGCAGUCCACCGUGACUUACACUGUGACUGCAUCGCCGUGGAAGAAUAACGAUGUAAAGGCGACUGGAACUGGCGCAUCUGGCGCAUCUGGUUCCUCUGGCACCGCUGGGGCCGCUGGGGCUACUAAGACUUCGAGUACUGGAGCGGCUGUCUCGUUGAAGCAGUCGAAUGCGGCUGUUUGGUUAUCAGCGCUCAGUGUCCUGAUCAAAAUGACGUUUGCUUAG